CUCUCUCUCUCUCUCUCUCAUCCUAGUGUCAUGCAUAAUGAAAUUACUGACCCUAGUUUACCUGGUCAACUAGUAGGUAUACUCUUCCUUACGGUAAAAAUGGAAAAGAAAGCAAUCUACUUGUUAUCUUGGUAAUAGAUAGCAAAGUUAAGGUCAAAAAACAAUGUGGCGAUUUUUUUUUUGGGGUGGGGGGUGACAUAGAACCCAAACCGUAAGUUUGAUAGCUGAAAUUAGCGUCUCUAUUUGAGUAGGAUAGAUAGUUUCGUGGUGACAUUUUUUAUGGUGUUCACAUUUAGUUUCUGUCCCAAGUCCUUAGGAUACAGGCAGGGAUGAUUGCCCCAGUUUCCUAUACUAGAUUUUUGUCCCAGAAUAAUGGCAAUUGGACCAUAGAGCACCAUGGCUUAUAUCCUGAGCACAGGCAACAUAAUUUCUUCUUCUCUUUUUCCUCCCCAAUUCUGCACUUUACGGAGUUUUGCAUGUUGAUGCAGGAUGGAGCUUCAUUAAUCCGAGCCAUGGUUUCCAAGGAAGCAAUUGUCUUUCGCCAGCAACUUUGUAGGGUUAUCACAGACGUACUGUAUCAGUGGAUUUCUGAAACAAUUGGAAGAGGUGCCCUCAUAACUCGAUAUAACAUUGAGCUAGGUUCAUCUUCCACAUUAUCCACACCCAUCUAUGAUUAUGAGUCCAUCCUGAGAGAUCGACGCCUCAAAGUGAUUUUCUUCAAGGUAAUGGACUCUGCUAGGAAACAUCCCGUAUUGAUGCUGAGAUUCUGCUGCUCUUCCUUUGUCAUGUUUUUCACAGCCUCAGCUUUGGCUUGUCAUCGGGUGUUAGUUUCUUUGUCCGAAGCUUACUUGGGUCCUGUAUCAUUUGCUCCAAAGCAAGUUGCAUUUGGCGCAUAAUGUUUUCACUUGACAUCAGAGAAUGUGUCCAUUGAAGAAGAGAGAUGCAAGCAUUAUGUAUGGAAAUUCUUUCAAUUCAAAACUCGAAAAGGUACAAACCUCAGUGACGAUGGCCAAUUAGGUUGAGUUAUACGCUAAAAGGAUUUGUGAUAUUGGUGCCAAAAACCUUAUGUGAAGAAGUAUAGGUAUAGAAUCUGCAAUUUUGAAUGUCAUAUGUAAAAGUAUUUGUGGAAUCUGUACAGUGUAAAUAGCUGCUACUAUUCUCUUAACGUCAAAAGAAAAGCCCUGUUAUGUGACAUUUUUGGUAUGUGCGUGUAUUUGCUCUGUGGU
Messenger RNA from Ilex paraguariensis (yerba mate), 1226 nucleotides. NCBI's taxonomy places the organism in Eukaryota, Viridiplantae, Streptophyta, Magnoliopsida, Aquifoliales, Aquifoliaceae. The record is from the annotation of a GenBank genome assembly.